AUGACGCGAGUCCUCUGGAUGCGGCCCUUGUUGCUGAUAUGUCUAACGAUCGUGCUGAUACACUACGGCGCCCAAGCGUACGAUCCAACUGACAAGGAGAUCCCCAAUAUCAUCCCACCCACGGGAACGUUUGAGGCGUUCUAUCCACGCGAGAUGUACGGCGUGAAGAACGGAAAUUCAAGGCCUGCCCACGCCCACGGUAGUUUCUACGCGCACCGUAAUCCGGCCCUGGUGGAAGUGCGUAAUGCAGCCGCAUAUGGAUUCCGGUUCGAUGGCAAACGCCGAUUUAAUUUUGAUUAG
Messenger RNA from Anopheles maculipalpis, 300 nucleotides. RefSeq lists its product as uncharacterized. NCBI's taxonomy places the organism in Eukaryota, Metazoa, Arthropoda, Insecta, Diptera, Culicidae. The record is from RefSeq and is a predicted model, not a curated record. The transcript has a single exon. Bases 1 to 300 code for a protein of 99 amino acids.